Molecule: messenger RNA, 2249 nt
Organism: Cololabis saira (Pacific saury)
Lineage: Eukaryota; Metazoa; Chordata; Actinopteri; Beloniformes; Belonidae
Gene: slc39a9
Product: solute carrier family 39 member 9
Exons: 7
Coding region: 264-1199 (311 amino acids)
Biological process (GO): transmembrane transport; zinc ion transport
Cellular component (GO): membrane
Molecular function (GO): metal ion transmembrane transporter activity
Source: RefSeq, a predicted model, not a curated record
CCCGGAAGUAGUCGCUCCAAACAAGAGCUGCUCCAGUUUCCGACACGUCGAGGAAUUACGGCGUUUUCGUGACAUUUGAAUGUUAUUUUUCUUUAAAAAAGGCGCUUUAUUAGAUGUUUGCAAUGAAAGCGGGUGGGAUCGGGUCGUGGUUUAUCUGUUGAUGCGCGGAGCCGCGUGGCAGAGCAGCGGCUAGUUAGCUUAGCUCGGACCGGUGAGGGUUCUGGUUAAACCUGAGCGGUUCUGGUUCUGGUUCUGGCUCGAUCAUGGAGGACUUCAGCUCCAUCAGCCUGCUCUCUCUGGCCAUGCUGGUCGGCUGCUACGUGGCGGGGACGAUCCCGCUGGCCGUCAACUUCUCCGAGGAGAAGCUGAAGCUGAUCACGGUGCUGGGAGCCGGGCUGCUCUGCGGGACGGCCCUCGCCGUCAUCAUCCCCGAGGGCGUCCACGCUCUGUACGAGGAAGUUCUCGAAGGUGCGCACCAACACCAGCAUGCCCAGGUGGGGGCAGUCGAGGCCUCUCAGGCGAAGGAAGCAGAUGCGGCGGUCGGCACCACCAACCACGAACACGGCCACGAGCAGCUCCACGCCUGCAUCGGCGUCUCCCUGGUCCUGGGCUUCGUCUUCAUGCUGCUGGUGGACCAGAUCGGCUCGUCCCACGUCCACAACACCGAAGAUCCAGAGUCGGCCAGAGUGGCCUCCUCAAAGAUCACCACCACCCUGGGCCUGGUGGUUCACGCCGCCGCUGACGGCGUGGCGCUGGGAGCUGCUGCUUCCACCUCUCAGACCAGCGUCCAGCUCAUCGUCUUCGUCGCCAUCAUGCUGCACAAGGCCCCGGCAGCCUUCGGCCUCGUGUCCUUCCUGAUGCACGCCGGCCUGGAGAGGAACCGCAUCCGGAAACACCUGCUGGUCUUCGCCCUGGCGGCGCCGGUCCUGGCCAUGCUCACCUUCCUGGGCCUCAGCCAGAGCAGUAAGGAGGCUCUGUCCGACAUCAACGCCACCGGCGUGGCCAUGCUCUUCUCCGCCGGCACCUUCCUGUACGUCGCCACCGUCCACGUCCUGCCCGAGGUGGGCGGCGGCCACAGCCACGCCCCCCCCGGGGCCAACGGGGGCCCCGGGGCCAAAGGACUGAGCAAGGUGGAGGUGGGGGCGCUGGUGCUGGGCUGCCUCAUCCCGCUGGUGCUGUCCGUGGGCCACCAGCACUAGAGCAUCAUGGGAGAUCGGACCUUACCAGUGUCUUAUCUCCUCAGCAGCUUCGUCAGACUUGAGGAUGAACUUGAACCGGGGAGCGAGUGGACGACGACGUCCGCCGGACGUCCUCUCUAAGGGAAACUUGGACCUUUUCUUUUUCUAAAGCUCCGUUUGUUGACAUCAAUGUGGAGUUUUCGGUGUUGCGUUGUCAUGUUUGUCCGGAGUCCGAGAACCAGCCCAGAUUUUAUCGGUUAUCUUUGUGCGGAAGGCGGUCGAGCGGCGAGGGUUCGACCUGCGGGAGCCGCGUAAAUCUCUUUUUAAGUAACUGUACAGUGUAAAUCUCUUUGCAAGAAUACAGAUUUAUUCAAAAAACAAAAAAAAAACGUUCAAGUGCCAUAUUAGUGGGCGUGGAACCGCGGGGAGCUCGCAGUUUGCACAAGACCCCGCCUCUCUCCGACAGCUUCAGCUCGGCUCGCCGGGUCGGAGGAUUGAGCGCCGCUGGAAACAUCUGUUGUGGGAAGCCCCGCCCCCCACUGUUUCCUCAUGGGAAGCCCCGCCCCCCGCUGUUUCCUCGUGGGAAGCCCCGCCCCCGGACCGCCCCCGACGCAUCGCAGCGUCGCCGCUCUUCCUUCUGGGACAAAUUCUUUCUGCUCUUUUACCUGUGAUGUAAAAAUGGACCUCGGUAACCGAGAUCUGUACAUACUUUCCUGUGAUUGUAGAGUCUUAAAGGGAGUUUUUUCGGUGAUUCUCAGUGAAAGAUUUGCCUUACAGAGGGGCAUUAAAGCCACGCCGUGCAGCAGUACCACCUCCGACCACGAGGGGGUGACGUUUUCACCAGAAGUUCAGCAGAUCCAGCGCUGCCCCCGUGUGGCCGGAGGCGGCAUCGCUCCACGGACGGAGAACCUUUAGGGACCACCGGCUCAGGAGAACAGACGUGUUGUUGUACGACGGUUUUAUAUUGAUUAACACAACGAAGGGCAAUAAUCAUGCAGUCAAAGGUUGGAAGGUAACGAAUCUGUCGGAUGUUCUCAAACUCGGUCCCAUUAAAGCAGACGUUGGUCAACA